Molecule: messenger RNA, 1385 nt
Organism: Cyprinodon tularosa
Lineage: Eukaryota; Metazoa; Chordata; Actinopteri; Cyprinodontiformes; Cyprinodontidae
Gene: oxnad1
Product: oxidoreductase NAD-binding domain containing 1
Exons: 8
Coding region: 139-1068 (309 amino acids)
Cellular component (GO): mitochondrion
Molecular function (GO): oxidoreductase activity
Source: RefSeq, a predicted model, not a curated record
GGCGCUGAUAAACCUAACCCGAGGUGUUCAUCCUACCGAAGAAGAAGUCGGCUUUCCACAGUCAUGUAAUCAUAGCAUGCCGAAGGUUAUUAUUUUAGCAGUGUAAAAUAUUUGGCCGGAGUUUGAGUGGUAGCCUAUAUGGUCGGGUGUUUUAGGAUGAGCGCCCCCUGUUGGUUAAUCUGUUCUGCUGCUGUCAGCGCUCCGCUGUGGAGGCGGCUGCUGGCCCCCGGAUCUGCUAAUAGAAGAAACAUGUCCUCCAAAAGACAAAUGGACCACUUGCAGAGGACGGCGAGCAACUACAGACAAAAUGCGCUGUACCCAGCUCAAGUCUGUGGAAUCAUAAACGAUUCGGAAACGGUGAAAAGACUGAGGUUAGCCGUCCACCCGGACUUCAGCUUCAAAGCAGGACAGUGGGUAGAUUUCUUCAUCCCUGGUCUGGAGACAGUGGGAGGUUUCUCCAUGUGCUCCAACCCGGGUUUGUUGCAGAGGGAGGGGAUCGUUGAACUGGCGGUCAAGUACACGACGCACCCCCCAGCACACUGGGUCCACACCGUGUGCGCAGUGGGCUCUCGUGUGGCCAUGCGUGUGGGCGGGGACUUCUACUUUGACCCGCAGCCUUCAGAUCCGUCUGUGGACUUGCUGCUGGUUGCCGGGGGCGUCGGGAUCAAUCCCCUGUACUCUAUUCUUUUGCACACUUCAGAUCUGCUGCGUCUCAAUCAGUCCUCCGGUGGCCGGGACUACAGCAUUGGCUCCGCCCACCUCUGCUACAGCGCUAAGAACACACAGGAGCUGCUCUUCAAGACUUCCAUCAUUGAGAAAUGUGGACAGUUUCCUGACAAGUUCUCCUGCAACUUUCACGUCACGCAGCAGAGGGCAGAAGUGGAGCCACACCUUACGCCCUUUGUCAAAAGUGGGAGAAUCACGGAGGAGGAGUUGCAGGCAAAUGUGGACCCACAAAGGACUUUGUGUUACUUAUGCGGACCCCCGCCAAUGAUAGAGGCAGUUUCACAAACCCUGAUGCACCUCGGCCUCCCUAAGGACAGGAUUGUGUUUGAGAAGUGGUGGUAGGACUUCCAGGUCACUUCCAGGGCUUUUUCUUAUGGCUUUAGGUUGUCUUCAGAGGGAGGAUGUAUGAGGGGGAAAUAAAGAGCAACCUGAAAUGCAUCUGCCUUUCAUGUGAAGGUAAAUCGAUCUUCUCUCCCCCGCUGUGGCUGUUCGUUUUAUGAUCCCACUCCUGAACGAUGGACUGAAUCAAAGACUGGAGAUGGACUUUGUUUCCUGAAGCAGAACCAGCAAAACAUCUGCAACCUAAAUGCAAAGUUGUACAGAUUUCUAGCAAAUAGUUUUGUUUUUUUUUUAAUUAAAAGAAAUAAGUGUGAGAUUUC